AUGUCCGAAUUCAAAGAGCUUGUGGAAUUUCUUAGGAAUGAUAAUCCAACUAUCAGGCAGAUUGCCAUACAGCACCUCGCGGGUUUCACGACCAAUCAGAAGCAGCUAUUCGACAACGACGCCAUCUCCCAGGUAAAGCUGUCGUGCAGAGAUAAGCCUGCUAUUGCUCACGACGCUUUCUCCAUCCUCGUGAACCUCUCCGACUCUGUUCUCAGCUCAAAUGCCAUCGCUACCAAAGAAUUCCUCCUUUUCCUUACCAGCUACAUCUCCAAUCCAUCAGCUCUAUUAGCUGAUCUAGCCUGUAUGCUUCUCUCUAACCUCAGCAAGCUCCCAAAUCUCAUGCAUGCGCUAUGCUCUCAGCAAAUCCCAAUUAGUCUCCACGACGGAAAUGUUUCUUAUAUUGCGUCUAAGAGCGAUUCUUCAAGCGUACAGAUGGAUGGUCUUCAAACCACCGUAAAAGCUCUUCCCUGUCUCGUUGAGGCUUUUGUCCAGGGCGCUAACAAACCCGAGACGGCUGUUGAGAGUGCUGAGGCUGAUGCACAGCGUAAAUCUAAUUGCCACUUCUUAGGCUCCGUAUUCGCCAACAUCACCACUACUCAACCUGGCAGAGACUUUUUCACAUCUCCUUCACUUUCAUUCGACUCCCUUGCCAACCAAAAGUCUGCCAAGGAGUAUCCACUUGCCAAGCUCACUGCUUUCACAGAGCACCCAAGCAAUAUCAGAAGACACGGUGUAGCUGCUGCUCUCAAGAACUCGACUUUCGUUAAGGACGCACACAGGGCACUACUUGCACAAGACUCAGAAAUUGUUGGCGAGUGCAACGGCGUUAAUAUGCUUCCAUAUGUCCUCUUGCCCUUGUGUGGUCCUGAAGAAUUCGAUAUCGAGGAACAAGAGGCUCUGCCGGAAGUUUGCCAAUUACUCCCUCCAACAAAACAGCGCGAAGUGGAUCCUAGCAUCCGCAAGACACACAUUGAGACACUCUUGCUACUCUGCACCACACUCCACGGAAGGGAGUACCUCAGGAGCAGGAACACUUACGUUGUCAUCAAGGCUGCCCAUGCCGAUGAAAAGGACCAGCAGGUCACCGAUGAAAUGAUCAAGCUCGUCAACCUCAUCAUGAGAGAAGAGGGCCAAGAAACAAAGAUACAGGAGCUCUCAAAAAAAGAAUCUGAGCUGAUAGACGAGGACAUGACAAUCGAGGAGGUUUAA
Wallemia ichthyophaga EXF-994 is the source of this 1209-nucleotide messenger RNA. Its product is annotated as FAM203 family protein. The coding region runs from base 1 to 1209 and encodes 402 amino acids. Lineage: Eukaryota; Fungi; Basidiomycota; Wallemiomycetes; Wallemiales; Wallemiaceae. The record is from RefSeq and is a predicted model, not a curated record. The transcript is spliced from 7 exons.